Messenger RNA from Lentinula edodes (shiitake mushroom), 1688 nucleotides. RefSeq lists its product as uncharacterized. The coding region runs from base 236 to 1345 and encodes 369 amino acids. The record is from RefSeq and is a predicted model, not a curated record. Lineage: Eukaryota; Fungi; Basidiomycota; Agaricomycetes; Agaricales; Omphalotaceae. The transcript is spliced from 11 exons.
CCUUGCUCAGUUGCUUUCAUGGUGUCGUCAAAUCAAAUAAAUUGAGUUGCCUCGCGCCAAUAGCUUCGAUCACAAAGGUCGCUACGAAGAGGAAGGAAGAUCACAUCAGCUAGCACCUGGACCGGAGCGGGGUGCUUCGAAAGAUAAAGGAUCCAGAAAACAGUCCCUGCCAGAUUGUUUCUCGCAACCAUAUUUCAACAUCUAAAAUUCUUGUCUUCUUGCAGAAACUGAGCCCAUGGCCGAAGAAAUGGAUUUUUCAACUUUCUACAAAGACAAGGUCUCGCCUUUGAUCGUGAAAAUCAUUCUGGAGAUCUUAUUCUACGGUGUCUACUUCACUCUGUUUUGUGUUUGCAUGGGUCUCCACCGUCAGCAGUGCUACAUCUCGCGAAGACCGCUUCAAAGGGCUGGAUUGAUCGUCUUAUUCUUCUUGGCCACCUCCGCCACCAUCUUGGAUACUACCGCUACAAUGAAGCAGAUCUGGUUGUAUCUGGGCCAAUAUUGGGGAGGUCAGAGCUCUUUAGAUGCGGAGACAGCUUCUAGUAUGACGGUGCGAUUGGAUAUUAUUUGUGGUACUGUGACGUUCGGGCUUUAUGUGAUUUCCAAUUUCAUUGCAGAUCUCAUCCUGAUUCAUCGAAAUUCAGUGUUAUGGAAUGGCUCGAGGUGGAAAAUGAUGAUAUGGGUGCCUCUUAUCAUUUCCAUUACAAACAACGUUCUUGGGAUAAUAGGCAUAGGCUUGGAAGCAUCCAACAUAUCCGUGUAUCCAUCUUUAUCUGUCUCGUUUGACCAGUACACCAAUGGAGAUAAGAUAGUCCUUGCGUAUCUUUUCACGAAUGCUUGUUUAAAUCUCUUACUAACUGGAUGUCUCGCGGGAAGAGUCUGGUGGAUGGGCAAAACGGCAGCAUCAGCGCUUGGAACUCACCCUUUGAGACAAAAGUACCACUCUGCGGUUGCUAUAACUUUCGAGUCAGGGAUCCUCUAUCCCGUCGCAUUGAUAGGGUCAGUCGCAGCCACACUUCAGAAUUCAACCGCGCCAAGUUUGUACCCAUUUCUGAUCCAAAUUGCCGCCAUUGCUCCGACUCUUAUUGUUGUACGCACCGUUUUGGGAAUCAGUAUUGAACAACGGGAUCUUGGUUCCUACGAAGAAGUUAGCUCUGACACGAUUUUAAGCACUUUUGCUCACAGCGGAGAUGCGAUGCCAGCGAUACAUCUUGCGAAUCCUUCGAAAGUCAGCCCAACAUCCGACCUAAUCUCAUACAACAGUCUUCCGAAUCCUACUCCGAUUCUACACUCGGCAGAUGUUGUAACUCCGGGUAAGGGAACGAGAUUGACGUUCAGUCCAUACUAGUAGUAUGACACCACCGUGGAAGGAAGCGUCCUUAUAGGCCUAUUGUCUAAUAAUCGCCAAUAUGAUUGUGAUAACGUUCCGGUAACGCCAUACCUCACUCCAUGGCAUGUACUUUCAUUUUUAAACCUUAAUUCAUUAGCUUGUUCCAUCUGCGGUUUCGUGAGCCGCUGUAACUCCACGAGGGCUUACAGAGACCAGACAUUGACCCGUACAGGAUGUGUAGGGCCAAAAUGACGAUAUCAAGCCUUCUCUCAAUGUAUACCUUGUCGAUCUGAAGCUCUUACAUAAACAAAUUCUACAAUGGAAUGUGAUCUUCAAGGAUUCUUAGUGAAUCAGGGGAGUA